AUGCUUGAUGAAAUAAUCGCCAUCAAGUCUGACGAAAUGAACCACUUGCUGUCAAAGGUCUUGUCGCCCAACAUUUACACUCCGAAGCUCGAGCUUGCGUGGAAACGUGACAUGGCGGCGGCUAAAACGUUGCAGGGCUUUACAAAAGCCGAACACCCAGGAAAGGUCUUCUACUCAAACUGGUUGAUCGCCUCGUACCAGCAAACUGUAAAUACUGUUCCUGGUUUUGCCACCCGGGCCAUAGAGUUGACCCGGAUACAGAUCGCGGCUGUAGAUUUGAAGGAAGAAGUCAAGGCCCAUGCCAAGGAUAACGCUAAUGGUGGGAUAGCCGACCCCGGUAACCAAUCGCUUGACGCUACGGUCAAGAAGGGAGUCGCUGAGGCUAUCAAAGCAGCUGGCAUCAAAGGGAAGACCCAAGUGAAAAGUAAGAUUUCUAAUAUGAUAAUUGGAUCUCAUGCUAAUAAGCGAAAGAGGGCCCCACUGGAAAACGAAAACUCAAGCAAAAGGAAACAAACCCACGGGUAUUCGCAAGACGAAAACCGGCGGCAGAAAAAACGUCCGCAAGGCCGGGAAGAAGCCAAAGCCCAAGAAAUAAUAUGUAUGAAAUCUUGGUCCUUUGAUAAACCCUCUUCCUACCCGGAUAAGAUAAUAAGCUUACCACCCCACCUACAAUCACAGGUUCUGUUCAGUCGUACGCCUCUCGAGCUUGUCGAAGCGCGCCAGAGGUUAUGGCCAGGACCACACGUGAUGGAGAGAAUAAGUCUAUCGGAUAAACUCCGCUACGACCUUGGUGUAAACUUAAAAUUGCUUAUGCCUGUACACUAUAAUACCACUCUGUGUCGCUUAGCCUAUGUAGAAAUGUGCAAUUCUAUUCGUUGGUCAUGGUUCUGGUAUAAGCAUGCAAAAGAUCAAAACUGGAACCCGCGUCUGAAAUUAACCUACAAGGAAAAAUCAGAUGCCCCAGAAGCCACCGAUGCUAUUGAAGAUGGUUUAGCGAAUGGAUGGAGUAAGCUAUCUGCUUUAGUAGAUAACACUCGUACCGCGCUAGGCCCAAAGGCAGGAUUCCGUAGACCUGACCUGGGAGAAAUCAACCGACUAAUGAGGGCGGGUGAUAUCCUCAUCAGAUAGUCAGACAAAAACCUCGGGCUGGUGGUCUUCACUGCAGAAUGUGAGAGAAAUGAGGGAAUGUCCCACCUUGCCAAUGGUGAUGUAUAUCGAAAAAUUACACGACCUGCGGAAUUCCUCCAACUCCGGGAAAACGCAGUUGCAUACAUAAAAAAGGUUGUGGAUUCACCUAUUCAUGCUGCUUUUGGUGGACUCAACAAACAGGAACGUGACUUUAUUAAUGAAGGCCUGCAAUAUCACACUACUAUUCCAGUAAUGUAUGGGAUUCCUAAAAUUCAUAAGAUCCCUUGGGCUUUCAGGCCCAUCAUUCCAUCUCAUAGUUGGGUCUCCACUAACGUUGCAAAAGUUGUGCAACAAAGGGUAAAAAGCUUCGUCAAUAACUAC
Molecule: messenger RNA, 1509 nt
Organism: Tuber aestivum (summer truffle)
Lineage: Eukaryota; Fungi; Ascomycota; Pezizomycetes; Pezizales; Tuberaceae
Source: the annotation of a GenBank genome assembly